AUGUCAUUUCCCCACUCCAGCCUCCAAAACAUCCCCCUUUCAUACGCUUCCUGCUCAAUUGGCUGCGGCCCAAACGACACACUCCCGCGCCGUCUCGAAGCAAUCAGCGGAGCAGGCUUCACAGCAAUUGAGCUCUCCUUCCCAAACAUCUUAGAGUAUGGGGCGCAAGUUACUGGCACUUCAAUUGCACCCGAUGACUACCCUGCGAUUUUCCCCAUCGCCGUGGAGAUCCGCAAACUAUGCGAAGAAAACGGGUUGAAGAUCAUGAUGCUGCAGCCAUUCUCAAACUUCGAAGGCUGGGCCAGGGGCUCUACAGAUCGCGAGGAGGCCUUUGCUAGAGCGACCGGCUGGAUGGAGAUUAUGAACGCCGUGGGUACGGACUUGUUGCAGGUUGGAGCAACAGACACACCGGAACCGUUAAUUAAAAAAGAUCGCGACGUCAUCGUCUCCGACUUGCGCGCUUUAUGCGACAUUCUCGCGAAACGCAACUACCGCCUCGCCUACGAGAACUGGUGCUGGUCGACUCACGCGCCCGCGUGGAAGGAUGUCUGGGAGAUUGUGAAAGCUGUAGAUCGUCCGAAUUGCGGGCUGUGUUUGGACACAUUCCAGACUGCGGGCAGUGAAUGGGGCGAUCCGACUACCGAGUCUGGUCUAAUUGAAUCAGUCUCGGAGUCCGAGCUAAAGAAGCGGUUUGAUGCGAGCAUGGAUGAGCUUGCAAGCACUGUGCCCGGUGAUAAAAUCUAUCUGCUUCAGAUCUCGGACGCGUAUAAGGUGUCGCCGCCGUUGGACGACAAGACUAUUGGUGGGCUCAGGCCGAGGGGUCGCUGGAGCCAUGAUUUUAGGCCCAUGCCAUAUGACGGCGGGUAUUUGCCUAUCGAGGAUGUUGCGAAGGCAGUGCUCAAAACUGGAUUCCGGGGUUGGUUUUCGAUGGAGAUCUUCGAUAGUGGACCGCAGGGGACUGGGAAGAAGUACGAGAUGGGGUCUUUUGCAGCGAAGGCUAUGGAUAGUGUGAAGAAGUUCUUGAAGAAUUGUGCGACGGAUUAA
Messenger RNA from Penicillium mononematosum, 1044 nucleotides. Its product is annotated as sugar phosphate isomerase/epimerase family protein. The record is from RefSeq and is a predicted model, not a curated record. Lineage: Eukaryota; Fungi; Ascomycota; Eurotiomycetes; Eurotiales; Aspergillaceae. The transcript is spliced from 2 exons. Bases 1 to 1044 code for a protein of 347 amino acids.